AUGGUUGGAUUGGCAGCAGCCGAAGCGGCCAAUCCUCGAAAGACCAUUCCUCGAGCAACAAAGCAAGUAUUUUGGAGGAUAACGCUUUUCUAUAUUGUAUCAUUGACACUUAUCGGUUGUUUGGUGCCUUAUACUUCUCCACGUCUUCUCAAUGGAUCAUCAAGCUAUGACGCAUCCGCGUCACCUUUCGUGAUUGCUAUUGAAGAUGCAGGCAUCAAAGUAUUACCUUCUAUAUUCAAUGCAGUCAUUCUUUGUGCUGUACUCUCAGUAGGCAAUUCAUCUGUCUAUGGAGCAUCUCGGACACUGUGUGCACUUGCUGAAUGUGGUCAAGCUCCGAAAAUAUUCGCUUAUGUCGAUCGUAAAGGUCGUCCGCUCUCCUCUGUCGCUCUCUCUAUGCUUUUAGGAUUGAUCGCUUAUAUCAAUUGUGCGAAAGUAGGUCCUGCGGUAUUUAAUUGGCUAGUCGCUCUCUCUGGUUUGUCUUCAUUUUUCACGUGGGGUUCCAUAUGUGCAUGCCACAUUAUGUUCCGAUGGGCGUGGAAGGCGCAAGGUCAUACUUUGGACGAGCUAGCCUUUUUAGCACCUCUUGGUAUCUGGGGAAGUCUUUUAGGUCUUCUUCUCAACAUCUUAUGCCCCAUCGCUCAAUUCUAUAUAGCUAUGUUUCCUCAAGGUGCUCAUCCAAGUGCCCAGGCAUUCUUUCAAGCUUACUUUGCUGUCCCUUUUGUUAUUAUCUUCUAUGUCGUAUGGAAAAUAUGGAAGAGACCACCAUUUAUGCGACCUAGUACUAUAGAUCUCGUCAGCGGAAGACGUUUACUUGACACACAAGAGGUUAUUGCCGAAGAAAGAGCUGAGCGAAUGACUUGGCCUGUAUGGAAAAGAGUGUAUUUUAUGUUCUGCUAG
This is a messenger RNA of Rotaria sp. Silwood2, 897 nucleotides long. The record is from the annotation of a GenBank genome assembly. Lineage: Eukaryota; Metazoa; Rotifera; Eurotatoria; Philodinida; Philodinidae.